UUAUUUUCUUCUUCCCUUGCAGAAUAUGCCACAAAGCCUUAGCACAGUAACGACUGCAAUUAACCCAAAGAACUGAAACAAAAUCGAAUCGUAAAGUCGUAUGAAUGCCAGAAGAUGUCAACGAAAACGCGAACCGUUCCACAGCAUGCAAGCCAGCAGUAUACGAAUCCCUCCUUCGAGCAGGAGGACGAGCCGGAGGAGGCGAGCAGCGGCGCAAUGGAUGCAACGGCUGCGAGUGGCAGCAACAAAGCCACCACCGCAGGCACGGUGACAGGCACGAUGGGGACAACCGGCCUGGGCAUGGAUGUGGAGGCGUGUGGAGGGGGAGGCACGACAUCACAUCGCAAAGGUCACAGACGACAGGAGUCCAUGUAUCAGAUGACCGGACUCUAUUCGGAGACGAAUAGCGGCGACGACAGCAGCAUCGAUGCCGCCCAGGACAACAGUCAUGUGAGCUUGGGCAUUGGUGUUGCUGGGGGCGCGUUGGAGAGCAAGUGCCACAGUCGACAGCCGUCGGGGGCGGCGAGCAAGUGCCUCAAUGCGGAGCGGCAGGAGCAGGAGGACGACGAUGAGGAGCAGUAUGGUGCGGGUGAUUGCGGCAUACUCAACUGUCGUCCAUAUGGCAUACAGAGAUUCGCCAGGAUCAAGAUCUUUGUGCUGCUGCUGUCGCUGCUGGUGAUGAUGCAGCAGGCGCUGAGCUCGGGCUACAUCAACUCGGUGAUUACGACCAUUGAGAAGCGCUUCGAGAUACCCUCCAGCUACUCGGGACUGAUUGCCAGCAGCUAUGAGAUUGGCAAUGUCAUAACCGUUAUCUUUGUUAGUUAUUUGGGCAGUCGCCGGCAUAUUCCCGUGUGGAUAGGCAUAGGCGCUGUCAUCAUGGGCAUUGGCUCGCUGGUGUUUAUGGUGCCGCAUUUUACGGGCGAACCCAAUCCGGGCAUUGCCAUUAAGAAUCUCAGCAGCGAUAAUAUUUGCCGCAGCGCCUUGGUGCGUGACCAGGACAUGGAUUUGGGCAGACUCUCCAGUGGGCUGUCGCAUCAGCCGCUGGCGCCGCAUACGCUGCGUGAGGAUAACUGCCUGGAGGGCAAGGCGUCCACAACGGGCCCAGUGCUGCUCUUUGUGCUCGCCCAGCUGCUGCUCGGCGGCGGCGGCAGUCCGCUCUUCACGCUGGGCACCACCUAUGUGGACGAUCAUGUGCGCACCGACAGCUCCUCCAUGUACAUUGGCUGCAUGUACAGCAUGGCGGCCUUUGGACCAGUGGUGGGCUUCCUCCUGGGCGCCUAUCUGCUCUCCUUUCACAUGGACUCGCUGUCCUCGACUAUAAUAUCCAUAACUCCUGGUGAUCGUCGCUGGGUGGGCAUGUGGUGGGGUGGCUUUCUGCUCUGUGGCGUUAUUUUACUAGUGGUGGCCAUACCGUUCUUUUCGUUUCCCAAAGUGCUCACACACGAGAAGAAGAAGAUACGCAAGAGCAGCGUCGUCCAACAGGCUUUGCCCAACAACACAAGCGUCGCAGCCAACACCGAUGAGCUGGGCAAGGUGCGCAAGGAAAUUGUUGCCGUCACCAGCAAAGAGGAGGAGGCGUCAACGCCGCCUAAGGUGGAUACAGGCUAUGGCAAGGACAUUAAAGACAUACCACAAUCCAUGCUGCGUCUUGUAAAGAAUCCUGUUUACAUUGUCACCUGCCUGGGCGCCUGCAUGGAGCUAAUGAUUGUGUCCGGCUUUGUUGUGUUUCUGCCCAAAUAUUUGGAAACGCAGUUUAGUUUGGGCAAAAGUCAGGCCAACAUCUUUACCGGCUCCAUUGCUGUGCCUGGCGCCUGCAUUGGCAUCUUCAUUGGCGGCUGCAUCUUGAAGCGUUUCCAGCUCAAACCCAAGGGCGCAGUGCAGUUUGUGCUUAUAACCAAUUUGCUCUGCCUUGUUUGCUAUGCCAUGUUGUUCUUUUUGGGCUGUGAUAAUCUCAAGAUGGCAGGCACUACAAUUCCUUACUACAACAAAGGCGCAGGCGCUGGACUGGAGCAGCCGUUUCAGGUGAAUCUAACAGCGGCGUGCAACUUCGGCUGCGAGUGUCUCACAAGCGAAGUGGAGCCCGUUUGCGGCAACAAUGGGUUAACCUACUUUAGCCCGUGUCAUGCCGGCUGCACUGCCUUCAGCUCCAGCUCCAACUAUACGGACUGUGCCUGUGUUCAUGCUAAUAUAAGCAGCAGCAUCUAUCGCGGCGCUGGCGGCAGCCAAGCUCAAGCUUUGAGUGCCAAUGAAAACUUUGCUGAGGUUACGGUUGUGCCAGUGGCUACAGCUGGUCCUUGUGCCACGCCCUGUCGCACUAUUUAUCCAUUUCUUAUACUGCUGUUCUUUAUGACGUUUGUCGUUGCUUCCACGCAAAUGCCGCUGCUCAUGAUUGUGCUGCGCUCAGUGUCCGAGGAGGAGCGCUCCUUUGCGCUGGGCAUGCAGUUUGUAAUCUUUCGCCUGUUUGGCUACAUACCCGCGCCCAUACUCUUUGGCAAUCUCAUUGACUCCACCUGCCUGCUGUGGAAGUCCAGCUGCGGCGAAAAGGGCGGACGCUGCUUGAUCUAUGACAUAGAAAAGUUUCGCUAUAAAUAUGUGGGACUGUGUGCUGUGGUCAAGCUGGUGGCAUUGGCUAUAUUUAUGGUGGACUGGUGGCUGGUGCGCAGACGCAAGCAGCUGGACAAGACAAAGCCGCUGAAUGCCAGUGAUCCCAUCAUAGGCUCCAUUAUCAGUCUGGAUAAGCUCUUUGAGGAGAAGCUAUCGGGUGGCGAACCGCCUGGCGCCGUCUUUGUUAGCAGCGGCAAUCGUGAGCUCAUUAUACCAACUGAUAUAUUGCGCCACUCACGCAACGACUCACGCACUAUGCAACUGGAGUACGGCUACGACAAAUGCGGCCAGGCAGCAAACACUUGUCAACUGCCGCAGACCAAGUCAAAGAAACAUUUCCGCAGCGCCUCGUGUGAUGUCAAAAUGAUACGCAGCUUUGCCAAGGAUCACAAUGUGCCAGUUGCGCCGGGCGUUUUGAAGAAACUGCAAACGCAUACGCGCAAUCACUCCACAGAUCUCAAUGCUGCACACAAGACGCUGCGCGAUGAUCCAACACUGCCCAUACGCUUUAUACAGAAUCAGCUGCGGCCACAGGACUGCGCUGAGGAGGAUGACGACGAUGAGCUUACCACCGGCUGUGGUCAUUUUGUAAAGAAGCAUUCACGCAAUCAUAGCUACGACCAGAUCUAUAUGCCCAAUAAUAUACGCUUCGAUGCGGACUUCCUGCGACAUCCGCAUCAUGGCAGCGCCAAAAAGAAUGUCAAUCUACUGAAGAAUGUCGUCAGCAAUGUGGACGCCAGCAAGCUUAAGAACUCGAACGAAACGGAGGCCAGCAGCGGCUCACGCACGCAUUCGCGCAACAAUUCCAAGGACUUGAAUGUGCCAGAGACUGGACUCAGCAUACUGCGACAUCGACGCACCAACUCAAAGGAGCUUAACUAUACAACGCUGCCAGCAGCCAGCAGCAGCACUGCUGAUGUUGCUGCUGCUGCUGCUGUCGCUGUGGCGCCGCAACAUACGCGCAACACUUCGCAUCAUAAAAUACAAAUCGAUGAUGAUCGCAAUGAGCUCAUUAACAACGAGGAGGAGGAGGAGCUCAGCUCCAUACGUCUGUAGUUAGCUGCUAAAUGUUCCUAAAACAUUUCGUUCCCUCAAAUUCAACCCUGCUGUCUGUCGUCUUCUGCUACUUUACACAUUCCAGGCAGCAACCAUUACUAUUCCUCACUAUAUAGUAGUUUCCAAAACUAUCGCCUAUAUACUUUCUUUUGUACUUAUGUAUAAACCAAGUGUUCAAUGCAAAUUCCUCAUAGAAAAACAAACAAACCAAACAACAAAAUAACAAAAUAUGCAAUAAUUCAGAUGUUUUUUAUGCCAAGCUGCAAAACAGUUCACCAGAGUUCACAUACAAAAACAUAUUUAUGAAAUAGCUUAUGGUAGUAUAAAUAUAUAUUGUAGUUGUAGCUCGUUGUGAUAGGCAUAUUUUAUACUGUACACAUAUAUAGAUAUAUGUAUACACAAAAUAUAUAUUUUAAGAGCUAUUGGACUGUACUUUAGAUGUUUGCAACACAAAUGUAAUUAUUUCUCAAUUUCUUGAUGUUGUUUUUGAUCCUUAAAUGCUGCUAAUUGUUUACAAACAAACAACUCGGUUUCGGCAUCAUAUACUUUGCGAAACUGUUUUUUUUUUAACAACAAAAACAUCAUAAAUCUCUAUGUAUGUAUGUAUAAACAAUUGUCAAUGGAAAUUGUGCUGUGAAUUGAUGUGUGAAAUUGCAGAAUAUUGCAAUGUUUAGUAAUUAGCAAGCAAAGGCUACACAUUAUAUUGUACAACUAAGCUAACCUGUAUGUACUAUAUAUGUACGAUAAUCCAUAUCAGUGCAAAACGGCGAGUCUCAUAUAGAAAAUCGUGUGUAUUUUAUAAAGCGCCUAGUUGGAAAUUCCUUAACAUAUUUGUGUUUUCUGUUUUAAAAUUUGUUUAGAGCAUAGCACACGCAGUUUUAAAACAGAACAACUUACUUUAAGCGAUAAUGCCUUAAUAUAUAUCAAUUAAUAUAAUAUGUACACCACACACAAGUAAAUGCCUAUGCAUCUUAGUAGCUUUAGCAUAAGUAACUGUUAGUUAAUAAGCAUACAGCUGUCAAGAUACAAUUGUAUCUCUAUCUCUGUUUGAUAAGCCGGCAUUCGCUGUUCGUUUGCCCCCACAUCUAUUUGAUCUGCUCUGACUCAUUAAACUAGUGCAAUUCCCCCAAUUCAA
Messenger RNA from Drosophila busckii, 4795 nucleotides. It is a transcript of the gene Oatp30B, whose product is annotated as solute carrier organic anion transporter family member 5A1. NCBI's taxonomy places the organism in Eukaryota, Metazoa, Arthropoda, Insecta, Diptera, Drosophilidae. The transcript has 7 exons. The record is from RefSeq and is a predicted model, not a curated record. Gene Ontology annotation, biological process: transmembrane transport; sodium-independent organic anion transport. Bases 115 to 3660 code for a protein of 1181 amino acids. Gene Ontology annotation, cellular component: membrane. Gene Ontology annotation, molecular function: protein binding.